Melanaphis sacchari is the source of this 1820-nucleotide messenger RNA. RefSeq names its product probable citrate synthase 2, mitochondrial (gene kdn). Bases 246 to 1661 code for a protein of 471 amino acids. The transcript is spliced from 7 exons. The record is from RefSeq and is a predicted model, not a curated record. NCBI's taxonomy places the organism in Eukaryota, Metazoa, Arthropoda, Insecta, Hemiptera, Aphididae. Gene Ontology annotation, biological process: tricarboxylic acid cycle; carbohydrate metabolic process; citrate metabolic process. Gene Ontology annotation, cellular component: mitochondrial matrix.
AGAAGGGCAUCCUACCGACCUAUCUCGCUCACCGCUGCCGCCGCCGCCGCCAGGAUCGUAUUCUACUACUGCAACUCUAAACCCCCGACUCCGGAAUUCGUUUAACGUUCUACCUUUUCACGACCAGCUCGCGCCGCAGCUCAACGCCAUUUUACCAACCGCUCCGCAAACGGGUGCGCGUGUUCGAAAUCAAACACGUUUUGAUUACAAUUUUCUAACUUCUUCGACAUCGCCCAGCCGCAAAAAUGAGCCUGUUCCGUACGACCGCCUCCAGACUUUUGGAAAUCAAUCAGGUUGCUUCUCCAUUAUGGACUGCUUCUCGCUCAAUGGGAUGUUCUACUGAUCUGAAAACUGUAGUUGCUGAAAAACUAAAGCAGAGUGGAGAGGAAAUCAAAGCCUUCAGAAAGCAACAUGGAUCUACAGUUGUCGGUGAUGUGACUGUAGACAUGAUGUAUGGUGGCAUGAGAGGUAUCAAGGCUUUAGUUACAGAGACAUCUGUAUUAGACGCUGACGAGGGUAUUCGAUUCCGUGGUUAUUCUAUUCCUGAAUGUCAAAAGUUAUUACCUAAAGCACCUGGUGGUAGUGAACCUCUUCCUGAAGGAUUAUUUUGGCUAUUGAUAACUGGAGAAAUUCCAACACCCGAACAAGUUAAAUGGGUGUCUAAAACUUGGGCUGAACGUGCUGAAUUACCAUCACAUGUUGUCACCAUGCUUAACAACCUACCCAAUACUGUACAUCCCAUGACACAAUUAACAUCAGCGGUUGCUUUGCUUAAUUCAGAAAGCAAAUUUGUGCAAGCCUAUACUAAUGGAGUUCACAAGUCACAAUACUGGGAGUAUACAUAUGAAGACUCCAUGGAUUUGAUUGCCAAAUUACCAGUAAUUGCAGCAACAAUCUACAGAAACAUUUAUCAUGGUGGAAAUCAAGUUGGCACUAUUGACACUGAACGUGAUUGGAGUGCAAACUUUACUUCCAUGUUGGGAGCUAAUAAUUCUGAAGAAUUUGUAGAACUUAUGCGAUUAUACUUAACCAUCCAUUCUGACCACGAGGGUGGUAAUGUAUCGGCUCAUACAACCCAUUUAGUUGGAUCAGCUUUAUCUGAUCCGUAUCUUUCAUUCAGUGCUGGUAUGGCUGGCCUUGCUGGUCCAUUGCAUGGACUUGCUAACCAAGAGGUUUUGGUGUGGUUACAAAAAUUGCGUCAAGAAGUUGGAGAUUCUGUAACCAAAGAACAACUUAAAGAAUUCAUUUUAAAAACAUUGAAAAGUGGACAAGUUGUACCUGGUUAUGGACAUGCUGUUUUACGUAAAACUGACCCACGUUACACUUGCCAGCGUGAGUUUGCUUUGAAACAUCUACCUAAAGAUCCAUUGUUCAAUUUAGUAUCACAAGUAUUUGAAGUUGUACCCCCAGUACUUAAUGACCUUGGAAAGGUUAAGAAUCCAUGGCCCAAUGUAGAUGCUCACUCAGGAGUUUUAUUACAGUACUACGGCUUAAAAGAAAUGAACUACUACACAGUAUUGUUUGGAGUAUCCCGUGCUCUUGGAGUAUUAGCUUCUUUGGUUUGGGACCGUGGUCUUGGUCUUCCCAUCGAACGCCCCAAAUCUUUCUCUACUGAAAAGAUGAAGGAAUUGGUCACCAAACUUACUGCUAAGGCUGCAUAAACUGUGUACUGACAAUGAUUUUUAUUUUUUCAAAAGAAAACUCUGCACAUAACUUAUUUUGUUUUAAUUUCUUGAAACCCCGUCCAAUUAAUUUCUUACCUUGUCAAUGUAAUUAAGUCAUUAUAUCUGUUUUUUAAUAUAUCCAUUUAAAAUUGAUAA